GUGCGCUCGCCACAUCCCUUCCGCCUCCCGAGAGCUGUCUGUCUCUCGCAGGGUGACCAGGGAGAAAUCAUAGCUGUGAAGUGACCGUGGAGAGAGCCCGGGAAGCAGCACAAUUGGAUAGAAACGCCGAAAGCCGAAGCACCCCUAGUUCUGGGAUCGCACUCGCGGGUGGAGACGCAGCAUCUUAGUGGCUGCGGAAACGCCUGCCCAGUCGCGCUCCUGCCAGUCGCCGCCGGCCGGAGGACCCUCAGCUUAUGCGGACCCUGCCGCGGGGACCGGAAUCCCAGAGCCGCCAGGAGCUCUAGGCGGGUGUUGGCAAACUUUUCCCGAGCCCACGUGCUAACCGAGCGGCUCGCUUCCCGAGCUCGGGAUGGAGCGCCGCGCCUAGGCACCCUGUGCCUCCCGAGACUUAUGUGCGCACGGUUCACUGUAGAAGAGAUGCUGAUUGCGCCGAAUUGACCAGUGCAGCCCCGGGGCUAGUGGUAACCCUUCCUCUGAAUCGCCCCCAUCAGCGCAGCCGGCGCCUUCUCUUUGGAUGAGCCCUUCAGUUCCUCGACUUUGAGAGGCGUCUCUCUUCCGCCCGAUCGUCCAGAUGCAGUUUCGCCUCUUCUCUUUUGCCCUCAUCAUUCUGAACUGUAUGGAUUACAGCCACUGCCAAGUCAAUCGAUGGAGACGCAGUAAGCGAGCUAGUUAUGUAUCAAAUCCCAUUUGCAAGGGUUGUUUGUCUUGUUCAAAGGACAAUGGUUGCAGCCGAUGUCAACAGAAGUUGUUCUUCUUCCUUCGAAGAGAAGGAAUGCGCCAGUAUGGAGAGUGCCUACACUCCUGCCCCUCAGGGUACUAUGGACACCGAGCCCCAGAUAUGAACAGAUGUGCAAGAUGCAGAAUAGAAAACUGUGACUCUUGCUUUAGCAAAGACUUUUGUACCAAGUGCAAAGCAGGCUUUUACUUACAUCGAGGACGUUGCUUCGAUGAAUGUCCAGAUGGUUUUGCACCAUUAGAUGAGACCAUGGAAUGCGUGGAAGGAUGUGAAGUUGGUCAUUGGAGUGACUGGGGAACUUGUAGCAGAAAUAAUCGCACAUGUGGAUUUAAAUGGGGUCUGGAAACCAGAACACGGCAAAUUGUUAAAAAACCAGCGAAAGACACAAUACCAUGUCCAACCAUUGCUGAAUCCAGGAGGUGUAAGAUGGCCAUGAGGCACUGUCCAGGAGCUUUCAGAUACUUUGCACAUUCCUACAGCCACCAUCAGGGAAGAGAACACCCAAGGCAAAGGAGAAGAGGAACAAGAAGAAGAAGAGGAAGCUGAUAGAAAGAGCACAAGAGCAACACAGUGUCUUCCUAGCUACAGACAGAGCAAACCAAUAAAAGACAUGUAUGGUGGUUUUGGGGGGGUUGUUUUUGCAAAGGUGCACAAAGCUACUCUCCACUCCUGCACACUGGUACACAGCAUUUAUGCUGCUCUGCCCAGUCUGUUCCCAGUAACAUUGUGAAAGGAAGAGCCCCAAGCAUGGUCUCUGGGUUAUUUAUGCUUUGAUUUGAAUCUGGAGCCUGCAAAGGCAGGAGCUCAUUGACCUAAACCAGUGGAAGCUAUUGUAAGUGCAUGACCUGUGAUUGACUGGGCGCAUGCGGGCUCUGCGGACAUGUGGGAGGUGAGGCUGUAGACCGCCACUGGAGAAGGCGCUUGUGCCUAUUUAUGUGAAAGAAGAUGCUCAGCAGGCGAAGUGCUAUUCACUUGUGACCUUUAUUUCUCACAUUGUGCAUUUUCAAGGAUAAAUGUAUGUGGAUAUCUGCUUAGUGUUACCACAUGGUGUUCUCAAGCAUCUGUGACCUGCAAACUGUCCUGUGAUGAGGCUGCUUUUUAACUGGGGAUAUGCAACGGAAAUUCCUGUUCAGUUUCAGUGCAGUGCUAACAUGUACAUAUUCUGCUGGGGCUAUGUACAAAGUCCUACUUACUGUAUAUUUAUGCUUUCUUGUGUGUAAUAAGCCACACCUGAUUAAUAUGAUGUCACUUUGUUUCUAGUGGUUCCUAACCAUUGUCUGGUAAAUGACUUAGUUUUGCAAAUUGACAAAUGUUUUGUUGCCUCUUAACUUGUUUUUGUGUGUUUGGGCUUAUUUCCCUUUGUAAAGAUAGGAUAAGCUAAGUUGUACAUAGUCAAAUGACCAGUGUCAAAGUUUCAAUAUCAGCAGACCUUCCCCAGUCCAUGUGUCCCACAGAAAAAGCAGCAUGUGACAUCUGGACAUCGGAAGCCAGAACUGAUUCUAAGAUGUGAUGGCCUUAUGAAACAUGACCUAAAAUGCGAGGAACUAGAUGUAGUACUCACUCUGCAAUUUAUUUCCGACUUUUAAAAACUUUAAACCAAUCCCUGACUUUUAAUGGCACCUACCAAUAUUCUUGGGUCACUCUACAAGUUCAUAUCGUGAAACAGACACAGAAUUGAGGAGAAAAGUGGUUGAAUUCCUGCAACUUCUGGUCAGAUAGAAACAGAUUUCCAUUAAGCCAGAAUCCAUUUCAUAUCCAAAACAGAGGAACAUGAUAUAAACUUCCCAGUUUGACUCACACAGCAGUUAUUUCAAAAGCAUCAUUGUCCUCUCGAGGGAACAGGUUCUUGGUUAAAAAUUGGCUUCUUCUAAAAACAUCAUUAUCUUCCUGACUGAUCCAGGAGAAAAUUGGAACACAAAUGUAGAUUGUUGAGGAAACAACCAAAGUAAGGUAAAACCUUCUUCUCACCUUGCAUUGGCCAAACUACCUCUUCAUUUUUGUUAAUGUUUGAAUCAAAAGCAUCUUAUUGAUACAUAUAAAUGUCAUAUGCAUCAUGAAAAUAUUGCUAUGAGAAAAUAAGCCAUAUAUGAAUGUUGUAUACAACUUUAGGAUUUGCAUUACUCCUAAAGUGCUCACCUCCUUUCAUGUCUAUUUACACUAUAUUCUUAUUUACUAAGUGGGGAGGGGUCUCCUUUAUGUAGUGUUUCAUUGUUAAUAAGUUGAUGCCUGUUCUGUUUGUUCUUUUGUGCAUUAAAAACUUCAAAAUUA
This is a messenger RNA of Sciurus carolinensis (gray squirrel), 3025 nucleotides long. It is a transcript of the gene Rspo2, whose product is annotated as R-spondin 2. The transcript has 7 exons. Bases 593 to 1303 code for a protein of 236 amino acids. Lineage: Eukaryota; Metazoa; Chordata; Mammalia; Rodentia; Sciuridae. The record is from RefSeq and is a predicted model, not a curated record.